Messenger RNA from Clonostachys byssicola, 1458 nucleotides. The record is from the annotation of a GenBank genome assembly. NCBI's taxonomy places the organism in Eukaryota, Fungi, Ascomycota, Sordariomycetes, Hypocreales, Bionectriaceae.
AUGAUUAGCUCUCUAACUUUGUCCUUUCUUGCUUUAGCAGGGGCUUCUUACGCAAGAUGGAUUGUUCCCGCUGCUCGUUGGUAUGAUACUGAUGGAAAUAGAUUCAAUGCCCACGCAGGUGGCAUGUGUCUUGAUCAGGAUACAGAAACGUUCUACUGGUUUGGUGAAUACAAGACCUCGGAGCAUCCCGAAGGCGGCGGUAUAUCCGUAUAUAGCUCCAAAGACCUUGCUACUUGGAAGGCUCAUGGACUAGCACUAGCACCGAUAGAAGGCCAUCCUUGGCUUUCACCGACAGAGAACCGAAUUCAAAGGCCUAAGGUGGUGUAUAGCGAGGAGACAGGCAAAUACCACAUGCACUGGCACGCCGACGACAACAAAUACACCAAGCUGCUCCAAGGCUUAGCAACUUCAGAUAAUAUUGCGGGACCCUACGAGUUCCAACACGUAAUUGCCCCCCUCGGAAACUGGUCUCAAGAUUUUGGACUCUUCACCGACUACAAGGAUGGUCACUCGUAUGCGCUCUAUUCCAACGGCGACCGUGUCGAGGGCCGCGAUGUAUACGUCACGCGUUACAACAGCAAUAUCACCUUACCCGAAGAGGUUGUUUACCGCUUCCCCAAAUUCGACCUGGAAGCUCCAACUAUCAUCCAAACAGAGCAUUCUUAUUACGCAAUCAUGAGCCACAAAACUGGAUACAGGCCAAACAACGUCGUCGCCUUUCGGGCUGACUCUCUCGCUGGGCCAUGGUCUAUGCCUUUCCUCGUAGCGCCGCCGUACACACGAACCUUUAGCACGCAGUCGAGCUUCGCAUUACGUAUGAAUGGAACGAAGAAGACUUCUUAUCUUUACAUGGGAGACACCUGGGACUCACUAGAACACUCAGAGAGCCGAAACACAUGGUUGCCUAUGGAAAUCGACGAUCGAAAGGGCACUUUGAGCAUUGUAUGGCAUGAUGUCUUCGAUCUAAACAUCAAAACGGGUGAAUGGAAGCCCGUAGAAGGCAGGUCAUAUUGGGCCAAGCAGGCCCGGACGACUGGUAACGCGUAUCUCCAGGAAGCCAAUUUCGCCGGAAGUGGCGUGAUGGCAACCGGAAUAUUCGGCAAUACCAGCAAGGUCGUCUUUGAAGUUGAUGGAGCAGGCAAGGAUCAGUGGGUCUCCUUCUACCACCAGAAUACCGAUGACAUGGGUUUCGGCGAUCAACCUUAUGGAAGUCCCGACCGCAUUAACGGCACUUGGGCGCUUCGGCGCAUCAGCAGCGUUAUUGUCAACGAUGAUGAGUCUACCGUCCACACUCUAUACCAGAAAGAUACACAUAAGAGCAUCAUUCUGUCCUCGCCCUUACUACUGCCUUUGAAGAAAGGCAAGAAUAAAAUCACCAUCGGCGGUCUGUUGAACGGAAAGGAUUAUAAGGGUGCUGAUAUCGAGAAACUAGUUGUUUAUCCGCCGGAAAAUGCUUAA